Messenger RNA from Arabis nemorensis, 573 nucleotides. NCBI's taxonomy places the organism in Eukaryota, Viridiplantae, Streptophyta, Magnoliopsida, Brassicales, Brassicaceae. The record is from the annotation of a GenBank genome assembly.
AUGGCGGAAGAGAAGGUGAAAGAUGAAGCGAUGCAGAUCAUUGGAAUGUUUCAAAUUCUUCCCAGACUUGUCGUCUUUGAUCUCGAUUAUACUCUCUGGCCUUUUUACUGCGAGUACCGUUCGAAACGCGAAAUGCCGUCUUUGUAUCCACAAGCAAAGGGUAUAAUGAGUGCUCUGAAAGAGAAAGGAAUUGAAAUGGCUAUUGCUUCCAGAUCUCCAACUUCUGAUAUUGCUAACACUUUCAUUGACAAAUUGAAUAUUAAGUCCUCCUUCGUCGCCAAGGAAAUAUAUUCAAGUUGGAGUCACAAGACUGAACAUUUUCAGAAAAUACACACAAGAACAGGGGUGCCUUUUACUGCCAUGCUCUUCUUCGAUGAUGAGGACAGAAACAUUAAAUCAGUUUCAAAAAUGGGAGUGACAAGCAUCUUGGUUGGUGAUGGGGUUACCCUUGGAGCGUUCCGACAAGGGCUUACUGAGUUUUCUCAAAACCAUAACGCUAUCGAGAAGAACAAACAGGUCUGGCGAAACAAAUAUUCUGGAAAGGCUGCAUCAUCUGAGACGGGCAAAGACUGA